AUGUUAAAGGUACCAAAUUUAGAAAAUAAACAUCGUACAAAGAUAGCUAAGGCCAUUAUAACAUAUAUACAUGACAAUGAUCCAGAAAGAAAACUAUCACGAGAAGAGUUCAUACAAUUGGCACAAUACAUAGUGGAGAUUUUCCCUACAGAAGUGUCAGAAACAUAUUAUGUUCCUUUCAGAAAUCGCCAUUUACCCAAAGGCAAACUAUACGACGCCUAUAACAAUAAUAGGACACGAUUAAGGGCUGCAGGUGUUAUAAGUAAACGAGAAAAACUAGAUACAGAGGAGAAGGUGGUGGAAAAUUCUUCAGUCGACGAUAACGAAGCAUUUCAAGAUUUUCAAGAAAGCGAUUUGGAUAUUUUACAAUCUCCUCGGAUUGAAUCAUGGGAUGAGGUAGUCAUGGCAUGGAAAAAGUCCCAUCAAUACAGACAAAAUGAGUUACAAAAUGAACAAAUCAAUGCCCUGGAGUAUGUGGACAAAUAUGCUGUAUUGCAGAAUGAAAAAUGUGAUGAACUGUUUGAAAUUGAUUUCAAGUUGAUGUAUCCUAAGGCGAAAAGUAUUAACGAAUGGAGAAAUUAUUAUUACAAGGUAAUGGAUAAAACCAAACACAUGCGUGACAACUGGAUUAGGGAUAUAUUCAAAAAUAUCGAAGAUGCAGAGAAUUGUAAUGAAGAGGAUAGCAAGUUAGCCUUUGCUCUGAUGUUAGUACCAUAUAUCAUACCAAAUCCAAGAUAUCGUCGCAAACAGGAGAUACAAGAAUGUUUUAUAACAUACAGCCAGUCAGAUCCCUUUGCCGAAGAUGAUCAAUGUGAACAACAGCAGCAGCACACUGUAAAACGUUUGAAAAUCGAAAAUGAACCUAAAAUCUAUUUUGUGGGCAAUAACUGUAAACCAAUUAGUCAUGCCUACAUUGAUAUGCCAGGAUUAAGAAUGAAAUUCGAUAAACCCCUAAAAGCGGUCGAAGUGUGUUUCAAAUGUUUCAUGGCCAUGAAAAUACGAUAUCCAAAAAGCUGUUUCUAUGUCUGGGUACUCAUACAGCAGCUGAUUUUUGGAGUUAAAACAAAACAUGACUCUAUAUUACCCAAUGUAACAACUCUAAUUAAUGAUUUAAGUAAUGAAUAGCAGUACUAGUAUUAGUUGAAUUUUAUGGCUCGAUUAUGGAUGGCAACCCAACUUCAGUUGCACGUUGCACAACGACCAAAUUUGUUACAGAAAUUUUCAUUUUUGUAUUGAAUUACGUACUUUUUUAUAAAAUUCUCAGUAGCUAAAAAUAGUGAUUUUAAAUGAAAGUGACUAAAAUUGCCAACUUUAUACAAAUUUUUACCUCGUGCUUUUGUCUCCUGGCAAUGCAACUGUAGUCGGAUUGCAAUCCAUAUUCGACCCAUUAAUCUUAUUUUAAAUAGGUUUAAAUUUUUUUAAGCUUUAAGAAGAGCUGCUAUCAGGGCAAACAUCAAUUACAUGUGAUUUUCUUAUACAUCAUCUAGAAAAAUACUUGAGAAGUUCUAUAUUCUUUUUUCACUAGUAAAACCUAUGUCAAUAAUUUUAAUUAGCCACAUUGGCU
Messenger RNA from Stomoxys calcitrans (stable fly), 1564 nucleotides. RefSeq lists its product as uncharacterized. The transcript is spliced from 6 exons. The record is from RefSeq and is a predicted model, not a curated record. Bases 1 to 1125 code for a protein of 374 amino acids. Lineage: Eukaryota; Metazoa; Arthropoda; Insecta; Diptera; Muscidae.